Molecule: messenger RNA, 1521 nt
Organism: Prorocentrum cordatum
Lineage: Eukaryota; Dinophyceae; Prorocentrales; Prorocentraceae
Source: the annotation of a GenBank genome assembly
GACGGCUCUCGGCUCGUCUGUAUCCAUCUGACGUUCGCCUCCCGGCCGCCACCAUCGCCCUUCCCCCCCCCUCCACGGCUCUCACCUCUGGGGCUCACUGCUGCUAUGCGCCGCAGGGUGCAGAGUGCGGGCCUCUCCUGCCGUCCACUCUUGGCUCCGCCGCCGCGCGCCCCGCCCCCGAGGUGACCGAGGCUUUCGCUCGCCUGCCGGGGCUGGACGUGGCUGCUGUUCCGACCGAGGCGCGAGACAUGGGGCGGCCGCAGGAGCCGCCCGUUGCCCGGGCGGUGGCGGUCCCGGGAGGACCUCGGUCUGCGCAGGCGCUGGCCGAUGCUGGGGUCCCCUCGAUGGUGCCGGCUGCGCCGAAAGUUGUGGUCUUCUGCUUGGACUGGAGCGCCUCCAUGAUGUCGCGGGAUACGAGAACUCCCCUGUCGCGCUUCGAGAUGUGCCAGCAGAGCGUACAAAGGAUCUUGAAUGACCAGGUGCGUGACUGCGACUUCGUGAGCGUUGUUGGCUUCGGGCCGAACGUGCAGACGGUGAUCCCGCCCACGGCCAAGGGAAGGGGCGCCCAAGCCAUCCACGCCCACGUCGCCAGCCUCCGGCCCCAGUCCUCGGGGGGCACGUGCUUCUACGACUCGGUGGUCACCUCCCUGCAGCUGCUCAAUCAGCCCGGCCUGGCCCCCGCGGAGGGCAUGCGCUGGCUCAUCUGCCUGACGGACGGUGACGAUCUUGGCAGCCAACGGGGCAACCAGAACGGGGAGAUGGUAAACCACAUCUUGAAUACGCGCCCCCCUGCCAACUUGAACAUGGUGAUGAUAACGGUUGGUCCACUGAAGGAGCAAAACCUGCGGAUAAUGGACUCAUGGGUGGAUGGAGUCACCAAGAAUGGCGGACAGGGCAUGCGCAUCUCCGAGAAGGACGCCGUCAAUAUCACCAAGGCUUUCGAUGUGGUGGCGGAGUGUUUAGCCGCGGAUGUGGGCGGCGCAAUUGAAUGUUAAGGUCAAGAGUCCUGCUUUUCGACUCGCGCCGAUGUGGCGUACUGGCGGUGACUUCGGCUGUGGUGACAGAGGGACCUGCCGCCAGAAUUGGGCCUGACUGCGCAGCAUGGUGCGUGAGUGUGUAAUUUGACUGGCCGCGUUGCCGCGCACCGGCCUGCGGAUGCAACGUAUGCGAUUUGAGGCUUGCGACGGCGUCUGCGAUAGCAAACAGACAUGUAAUCAAAUUCGGUUGCUCGAAAUUGGGCGACGCGAAGUCAGUAGUAGAUUUCGCGAGGUCCCCGCCGUCACAGUCCGUGCAGUUCAGCCGAUGCGAGUAGCCAGCUGAUGCUCUGAGGAGAGCUCCGCUCCGCCCAGUGAGGGAGUCCCCUCCUCCUUUUCCUGCCCCUCCUCCUCAAUGCGCGAUUGGGCCAAGCAGUUUGCCAUGAGCGACGUAUACCUCUGCGAGGCUGCUUGGCCAGGCGGUUGGCUCGUGUUUGGCGGGCUGGUUUGGCCCAGCGGCCGCCAUGUAGAACAAGUGGGGGGGGAG